AUGACAUCACCGUUACCGACACAAGGGGAGAGUACCGUAGCUCAGGGUUUGCCCACAAGUAACCCCAUCGCCCACCUCACCAGCUCCCUGUCUGCCCCCCCACCUUGUGGUCUGUUUGCCAUGGCAGAUCCUGGCUGGAUGGCAGUGCAGACUGAAUUCUUCUGCCGGUGCUGUCUGAGACUGCAGCCACAGGGAGAGAGAGAGGGGGAGACUGCAGCCACAGGGAGAGAGAGAGGGGGAGAGAGAGAGGGGGAGAGAGAAAGGAUGCUAGAACAGAGGGUCGUCUGUCAACAUUCCCUGGCCUGUGCUGGCUACUCUCUGGGCUUCUCCUCCAACAGACGGUUGUUUCUGAGGCAGCGUAUGGUGAAACUGAAGUAUAGUGUCAGAGUGCCAGACCAGACUCUUGUUUUUUCGCUCUCUCUCUCCCUUCCCUUCCCGCUCUCUCUCCCUUCCCUUCCCUCUCUCUCUCUCUCCCUUCCCUUCCCUCUCUCUCUCUCCCUUCCCUUCCCUCUCUCUUCCCUCUCUCUCUCUCUCUCUCUCUCUCUCUGUCCCUCUCUCUCACUCGUUCUCUCUCCCACACACCCUGCGGAUCUUUUGAUCCUCUCACUUGUGGAGUUCAUCAGGCAGAUAAGCCAAUCAAAGCGGCCCAAACCAGCUAGUCUGUGUGGCCGCGGGGCUUUGGCUUGGAUUAAUCACUGCUCUCAGAUCAGCCAGUGAGAUCAGCCCCCACCCCACCCUGGGGCUCCCACACUCCCAUAAUGCACCUGGCAUCCUGCUCUCCCAGAAUGUAUCAGGACUCCCCCUGCUCCAAUAAUGGCACAGCAGGCCACCAAACCCCCAUAGAAUCAGGGCCAGGGGAGAGUGAGACUUGCACAAACUUGCACAUCCUUCCCACAUCAAAGAGAGGUGUCAAAACAAAUCCAUGAAAAUCACAUGAUGGUUAAUGGGAUGAUAUGAUUUAAAAUUACAGUUCUAUUGUCUUUAUUUCCAACAUCAAAACAAAGUAGAAUCCCCAAAGAUCACUGUGUAAAUGGGAGAAUGGGCAGUACUGUAAACACUUUUAUUAUCAGCACCCUCAACAUCAAAAGGGGUGUCAAAAACCGACCGUAGGAAAAUCAAAUGGCUAAAUGGAAUGAAGGGAUCUGUUGAAUGUACCCAGCAUCAAAGAUCCCGUGUGGCUCAGUUGGUAGAGCAUGGCGCUUGCAACGCCAGAGUUGUAGGUUUGAUUCCCAUGGGGGACCAGUACGAAAAUGUGCGCACUCACUUCUAUAAGUUGUUCUGGAUAAGAGCGUCUGCUAAAUGACUCAAAUGUAAAUGUAAAGGGAAGGGGAAAAUCCAGUGCUUUAUAAAUGAACCUAUUGUCCACCCUACCCCAUCCCCACCUCUCGCCUCACACCUCCUCUGGUUUUCACAGAGCUGGACUAUUCUGGCCGUGGGAGGAUGGGGAACUGAACUGGGAGGAGGAGGGAGAAGAGAGGGGAACCAGAGCUGGACUGUUGUGGUCAGCAUCUGAGAGACAGAGAGAGAGCCUCCUGUUUGAGACAAUUCUGCCUAGUUUUUCCCAGCAAGGGUCAGCAGCUGUUGACCCCUCCUCCCUAUCCCUCCUCACCCCCUCCCUCCCUCCCUCUCUCCCUGCUCAGUAGAGCCUCAGUUCUCCCCCUGUCAGUCAGUCAGUCCCCCAAGCCCUCCUCUCUGCUGCUGCUCCCCAGGGGCUUCCUGUAGGGUCAGGAGGGAGGGGGGUCCGGAGGGGGGAGGGGCAGGACCUGGUCUGAGGCUCAUCCUUAACUCUACUCUUUACACCACUGUUUAUUCAGGUGGGCUCUGGGCUGCAGUGGGAGACCCCCCCCCUCCCCCCUCCCCUGAUGGCCCAGAGUAAAGGCCCUACAGAGAGUCUUAUUUGACCAUCUGUGUGUGAGGAGGAGGAGGAGGAGGAGGGGGGGGGGGGGGGGGUGACCUUGUUUUGCUGCAGUUUGACUGGCGGAACACCUGUCUGGAGACACCAGAGGAAAAAUAGGAUUUUACCAAACACUGUUUCAGGCUGGGUCUGGGAGUCGACUCUAAAUUAGGUUCCUAGUGUUGACUUUGUUUUACUCAUGGACUUGAUUUUAAAUCAAAUGUAAUGUUAAUUUCAAUUAGUGAAGAGACUGGGGGAGGGGGUAGAAUGUCCAUAGGGGGAGCAGCAGGGGAGAAAAUUGAGACGUGAAUGAAACAAUAAUAAAAUACAUAUUUAUAACUGUAACAAUGAUAAAUGUCCAUUGGGGGGGUGGAGGCAGGGUAAAUGUUUUGUAACGCUAGCCGGAGUGUCAGGGAAGUGCUUCCAAGGCUGCGGUAUGUGUUUCAUCCCUGCUCGGAUAACACUGGCCUUCACUGACUCCGCCUCACUCCACACACACACACAUGGACGGACGCACAGACAGACAGACGUACACACAGUACACACGCUGGCAGGCGGAGGAGUUGACCAUUUGGAAGUCCUGUCAGUGUGGAUUUGUCUGUGUUUAUAUCUGUCUGUGCACGUGUUUGUGUGUAUGUCUAGGCCUAUAUAUGUCUGUGUGGGAGUUUUGUCGAUAUAUGUGUUUGUAUUUGUGUACUGUCUGUGUGUGUGUGUAGGGGCGUGUGUGUGUUAUUUGCCCCUGUGCUGGGUAUAGGUAAACAGGGAAGUGACUGAGAUUCCUGUGCAGCUUUGUCCGUCCGUCUGUCUGUCAGGCUGCAGCUCUGAGGUGGAUCUCUCCCAUCUCUCCCAGCCAACACCAAAAUAAAUCACAGAUGUGGAGCGAGACUCUGACCCACCAUUAUUGCAGAGCAGAGAGCAGGACAAAAUAAACAUUAGCUUUGUAAAAACUUGCCAUCUUUCUGAGGCCUCUUACUCCAUGGUUAACUGGACUGUCAGGGGGGACAGAGUUAGCCAAUGCUUACAAUGUAAGUCCUUUCAUCUAGCCAAGUCUCUUGGAAGUAGUCGGUUACAAUUAUCACCAAUAGAGCCCCACAGUGGAGGUGUCCUAAUACCCAUAAAACCUAGCGGUCAGUCAAACAGGGAAAUGGUUCCAAUAGUUUUUCCACCAUUCAUUUUUCCCAUAGGGGAUUUCAGAAACACUUAAAAUAAGGACUGUGUUUCGUGUAGGCUUACCCUAGCGUGACGUUUUGAUAACCAUCUAAAUCUUUCUCGGACAAGGUGAUUAUAUUCGGCUCUAUUUACUCUCAGAUUGAAAAAUGCUAAUUAGCAUCACAUUUAUUAAAAAUAAAAACAGAAAUACCUUAUUUACAUAAGUAUUCAGACCCUUUGCUAUGAGACUCGAAAUUGAGCUCGGGUGCAUCCAGUUUCCAUUGAUCAUCCUUGAGAUGUUUCUACAACUUGAUUGGAGUCCACCUAUGGUAAUUUCAAUUGAUUGGACAUGAUUUGAAAAGGAACACACCUGUCUAUAUAAGGUCCCACAGUUGACCUGUAGCUCAGUUGGUAGAGCAUGGCGCUUGCAACGCCAGGGUUGUGGGUUCGUUUCCCACGGGGGGGCCAGUAUGAAAAAUGUAUGCACUCACUAACUGUAAGUCGCUCUGGAUAAGAGCGUCUGCUAAAUGACUAAAAUGUAAAAAUGUAAAUGUUGACAGUGCAUGUCAGAGCAAAAACCAAGCCAUGAGGUUGAAGGAAUUGCCCGUAGAGCUCCGAGACAGGAUUGUGUCGAGACACAGAUCUGGGGAAGGGUACCAAAAGAUUUCUGCAGCACUGAAGGAGCCCAAGAACACAGUGGCCUCCAUCAUUCUUAAAAGGAAGAAGUUUGGAACCACCAAGACUCUUCCUAGAGUUGGCCACCCGGCCAAACUGAGCAAUAGGGAGAGAAGGGCCUUGGUCAGGGAGGUGACCAAGAACCCGAUGGUCACUCUGACAGAGCUCCACAGUUCCUCUGUGGAGAUGGGAAAACCUUCCAGAAGGACAACCAUCUCUGCAGCACUCCACCAAUCAGGCCUUUAUGGUAGAGUGGCCAGACGGAAGCCACUCCUCAGUAAAAGGCACAUGACAGCCCGCUUGGAGUUUGCCAAAAGGCAUCUAAAGGACUCUCAGACCAUGAGAAACAAGAUUAUCUGGUCUGAUGAAACUAAGAUUGAACUCUUUGGCCUGAAUGCCAAGCGUCACAUCUGGAGGAUACCUGGCACCAUCCCUACGGUGAAGAAUGGUGGUGGCAGCAUCAUGGUGUGGGGAUGUUUUUCAGAGGCAGGGACUGGGAGACUAGUCAGGAUCGAGGGAAAGAUGAACGGAGCAAAGUACAGAGAGAUCCUUGAUGAAAACCUGCUCCAGAGCACUCAGGACCUCAGACUGGGGCGAAGUUUCACCUUCCAACAGGACAACGACCCUAAGCACACAGCCAAGACAACGCAGAAGUGGCUUCGGGACAAGUCUCUGAAUGUCCUUGAGUGGCCCAGCCAGAAUCCGGACUUGAUCCCGAUCUAACAUCUCUGGAGAGACCUGAAAAUAGUUGUGCAUCCUGACACAGCUUGAGAGGAUCUGCAGAGAAAAAUGAGAGAAACUCCCCAAAUACAGGUGUGCCAAACUUGUAGCAUCAUACCCAGGAAGACUUGAGGCUGUAAUCGCUGCCAAAGGUGCUUCAACAAAGUACUGAGUAAAGGUCUGUACAACCGCUGCGUCUUUGUGACGCGGUGUGGGUGAACGGAUGAUCUCCGCAUGUGUAGUUCCCAUGUAAAGCAUGGAGGAGGAGGUGUUAUGGUGUGGGGGUGCUUUGCUGGUGACACGGUCUGUGAUUUAUUUAGAAUUCAAGGCACACUUAACCAGCAUGGCUACCACAGCAUUCUGCAGUGAUAUGCCAUCCCAUCUGGUUUAGGCUUAGUGGGACUAUCUUUUGUUUUUCAAACAGGACAAUGACCCAACACACCUCCAGGCUGUGUAAGGGCUAUUUUACCAAGAAGGAGUGAUGGAGUGCUGCAUCAGAUGGCCUGGCCUCCACAAUCCCCGACCUCAACCCAAUUGAGAUGGUUUGGGAUGAGUCAGACGGCAGACUUAAGGAAAAGCAGCCAACAAGUGCUAAGCAUAUGUGGGAACUCCUUCGAGACUGUUGGAAAAGCAUUCCAGGUGAAGCUGGUUGAGAGAAUGCCAAGAGUGUGCAAAGCUGUCAUCAAGGCAAAGGGUGGCUAUUUGAAGAAUCUCAAAUAUAAAAUAUAUUUUGAUUUGUUUAACACUUUUUUGGUUACUACAUGACUCCAUAUGUGUUAUUUCAUAGUUUUGAUGUCUUCACUAUCAUUCUACAAUGUACAAAUAAAAGAAAUCCCUUGAAUGAGAAUGUGUGUCCAAACUUUUGACUGGUAGUGUAUGUAAAUGUCAUAUUUCAGUUUUUUAUUUAAAAACAAUUAGCAAACAUUUCUAAAAACCAAUUUUUGCUUUGUCAUUAUGGGGUACUGUGUGUAGAUUGAGGGGGGGAAAAACAAUUUGAUCCAUUUUAGAUAACGCUGUAAUGUAACAAAAUGUGUAAAAAGUAUUGAUAAAAGUCACUUUGUCCUAGAGAGAUUUACAUGGUUAUAAAAACGUCACACCAGGGUAAGUCUAUAUGAAACGCAGCCCUAUUUUAAAAUCCCCUAUGUGAAAAAUGAAUUGCGGAAAGACGAUUGGAACCAUUUCCCUGUUUGACCGCUAGGUUUUAGGGGUAUUGUGACUCAUACUCUGGUACUCUAUUAACAAACCACAAACAUCAUAGUCACGAAUAAGACCGUUUCUGAGGAAGCUUUACUUGGAUCUAUGUUUGUUGUAGUAAGACACUGUGGAGCUCAGGGUUGGGAUUGGUAUCUGUUGAUCACCUCUACUUGAGCCCAAGCAUCAGUCUGUUGACCUCUAUGGAUCAUCACACUCAAGUGGCUAAAACGUUGCUCAACUUUGCUUUAUCUAAGUGCUCUUAGAGAACAAUGGGCUCAUCAAUCCAGAAUGUCCCAUGCCUUGGCUGUUGGUGUCAGUCAGCAGGUGUCCUUGGGAGGGUUUGGAGAGGGUUUGUUUGUAGGCUCUUGAAGUACAUGUUUGCUCCUGAAGCAGGGAUACUUGGCUCUGUGUACUCUCUCUUUGUUCAUGAGUGCGUUUGGAAAAGAAGAGCGUUUGUGUGUGCUUUACUGCUGCUUCUAAAACAAACGUCUAAAUUUGGUUUGGAGAAGACUAGGAGGUGUGUUGUUCUCCUGUUGUUUCUCUCCUCAGGUUUUCCUUCAUCUUUGCCCCUGAAGUUUUCUCCUAACAGAGUUGGUUGUUGUGGUGUUUUAUUUUCAGACACCAUAAUAAGAUCCGCACCAUCGAUGGAAGGCGGAUGAGAGACCUAGUCUCCGUGGAAACACUGGACCUGAGCAGUAAUGACAUCACAGAAGUCAGAGGUCAAGGUUUUCCCGCAGGCCUCCAGAUCAAAGACCUGUAAGAUCAGCCCUUUUCCUCUUAUGUCAAACAUUCUUCCUACAUUUCUCAUCUAAUUGUAAAUGUUGUGCCAAUGUUAUCAAUGUAUGUCUUGUUACUGUCCAUUGAGGAGCCAUGACAGUGUGCUAUGCUGUCUUCCAGGUACCUGAGCAACAACAAGAUCCAGCUCCUGGAGGCCGGUGCUCUGGACCGGCUCUCUUCGUCCCUGCAGGUUCUCAGACUGAGUCGGAACCGCAUCUCCCAGGUCCCUGUCAAAAGCUUCCAGCUCCCCAAGUUGACCCAACUGUGAGUACUGUUCCAUACCACCUCCAGACACCUCUCAGCUCACUUAGGCUCAUGUUUGUUUAGUCUCCCUACUCGCCUCCUAUCCUAUCCUCAACCAUCAUGAGAGAAACAACCAAACUGACCCUGGGCCAGUUGUUAAAGACACAGUGUACAGUACCCAUAGUCCAUGACCACACAGACGUUGGAGGGAAAAGAACAUUGGAAAGUUGGACAAAACCUAAAGAGGCUGACUCCUUUGACACCGUCCCAUUUGUUGAGGAGUGUGUGAACCUCUCCCCUCCAGGGUAGCAGCAUUGGUAAACAUCAGACCGAUACCAUGGCUGAGUUAUGGCCUCUGUCCUCUCUGAGCCCUGCUCUCUGUCAUUGUCUCCCCCCUCCACUGCAGCAUGGGGCUAGGGCAGACCCAUCCUUACCUCAACACUCCCACUCUGGGGAGAAAAGACACAUGUAACGAUACUCUCCUCCAUUGUAGACAGGGCUCCCUUCUCUCCCCAGCCCUCCCAGAUUCCCCAGGUGGGUAUUGUUCAACAGGUGGCCCCGGUGACACUGUAUAUGCGGAUGCUUGUGGCAACAUGGAGGACACACAAAGACGUUGUGUGGAUGUUUAUUGUUCAGCUAUGCUCCUGGGCUGUGAUGUUAAACCUCACACACGCCAGGUGCACAGAUCCACUGGUACAAAGCUAUCUGAGAACUCUUUUGAUACAGAAGGUAAAAGGGUUUUUUAUCUUGUGGGGUCAUUUGUCUUUUUACCUUUGCUUGUCCCUGUGAGUUUACUCUUAAGAAGUAGGCUACACUGAGAGGUUAGCUGUAUACAGUACGCUCUGGACAGAAGUAGCCUUCUCAGUUUCAGAAGUGAAUGCAGAUGCCCUUCAAAGCAUAUGGGGCUGCAAUCCAGUGCUGUUUGAAUGUAUUUGAUGAGUUUGCUCCUUUAGUUAACCCUAGCAUGAUUAAUGAAGGUUUGUGAUCACGUGUUGUGUUGCCCAGGUCAUAACUUGACCCUGGUCUGUAACCCAAACUUCACCUCAGCCAUUAGGGGUACACAUCCCUGGCUGCAGGUGGAAUAGAUACCACCGUGUAAUGCCACGUAUGUUUUUGUGGGGCCGAAUGGCGCUGCUAAGAUGUGUUACAGUAUUACUUCACAGGUUUUUCCUGUAGGACCAUACUUGUCUCUGUCUCUCUCUCUCUCUCUCUCUCUCUCUCUCUCUCUCUCUCUCUCUCUGUCUCUCUGUCUCUCUGUCUCUCUCUCUAUCUCUCUGUCUCUGUCUCUGUCUCUCUCUCUGUCUCUGUCUCUGUCUCUGUCUCUGUCUCUGUCUCUCUCUCUCUCUCUGCUCAUCAUUGCAUCUCUCUCUAACUCCUUGCUGGGUUGUGUUGUCAUGUCCUCCAGUGAGCUGAACAGGAACCGUGUGAGGCAGGUGGAGGGGCUGACCUUCCAGGGCCUGGCCAGUCUGGAGGUCCUCAAGCUGCAGAGGAACAACAUCAGCAAGCUCACCGACGGAGCCUUCUGGGGCCUGGCCAAGAUGAAAGUGCUGUGAGUAACAGAAACAUACUGCUCCCAAUUCCCCAACUCCCUGCCUGGUCUUGAGGACUGACUCUAGAUCAGUUGGAUCACUUGACUGUCUGUCCUCAAGAACCGUUGUAGGAUCACUUUCUCCUACUCCACUCGUAUUACUUUCUGCUCUUAACAAUUGUUUCACAAGCAACUCUAUGCUCUAUUAUUGUCCAUUAACAUUGAGCAAAACUAUGAACCACGAUUAGACAACAUGUAAUGUCCAAUCUCCUGUGUCAUACCAAACUACAUUACCCAUGAUGCCUAGUCUGAACCUGUCUGUGACCUCCUCCCCUGCAGUCACCUGGACUACAACAGCCUGAGGGAGGUGAACAGUGGCUCCCUGUAUGGCCUGUCCGCUCUGCUGCAGCUCUUCCUCAGCAACAACUCCAUCUCCCACAUCAACCCAGAUGGCUGGAGAUUCUGCCAGAGGCUACGAGAACUGUGAGUAGCACAUCAGAAACCUCCCAACCCCUGUAAACCAAAGCACCAAAAACCUCAUAACACUUGUAACUAUAGCACCAAUUCUUGCCUCAUCCUCAACCCCUGAGAAACAAACUAAAAUAUGCAUCCCCUAGCCUCCAGCUAUGUACCCCAGUCUUACCCCAGCCUCCAACUUCCAACCCCCUGUCUCUUCUUGUUUAUCCCCAACCACAACCCUAAGAACCUAACCCUGAAUCUGUUCCCCGCUCCGCCCCUCCCCUCUUUGUACCUUCACGAAAGCUACAUGACUCACUUAACGCUCAAUACCACACGCUCCUCUCACUAUGAGCCUGUUUAUCCCAUAAUGAGUGGUAGGAUUGACAGUACUUAAGCCCUCUCAAGAGUGUGUAUUCACAUCUCUGUCAGGUUGGUAGAGAGUGUGUAACCCUCUGUUGGUAGGGAUACUGGGGUAAUUGCAGAGGGAUCUCCCUCUAAUGAAGGAGAGAGACUCUGUUUACACCACUGUACUGCACUACUGCAUAGCUCAGCUCUGCUCAGGUGUCGCUAACUGUACGGCUGCCUGUUAGGCUCCUGUGUCUGUGCACUGUGUCAUUGUGUAUGUGAGGGAGACAGAUUGCUCUGUGUAUCUGUGUUGCGACUCAGUGCGAGUCCGGGUUUAUAUGAUUUUAUUAGCUGGUCCAUGGUGACUGUGAUAUAAGUGGGAUAGUGUCUUGGUUAGCCCUCAGGUGUAGCAGAGAGGCUGUCCUUCUGACCUGCCUGUUAUUACAUUCCGGAUGAGACGGCAGCCUGCCUGACGGGGCAUCACAGAGACUGGCCAGUGGCCACACAUGACCACCCUAGCCCCCUUCAGAGAGGCACAGCCCAGCCACUCGCAUAACAGACCCUUUGAUCAUGCAUACUGAUAAACAAUACAUAUUUAUCACCACUGAUGCACAGUGUACCUACUUAAACAAAACCAUAACUCUAGGAAAGACAUCCGAGAAGUGUCCAUUUGUCCAACUGGAAAUGUACACAAUUUGUAAAUGGUUUGUGUCCUGAUUCCUUAUCAAGCAUGAUAGGAAACUGCUGUGUAUGAUAUUGAGUGGAAAAAUACAGCAUCCAUCCAGAGGCAUGAAGACAUUGAAUAAAGCCAUAUAAAAUAGAGAAUAAUUAAGUUUCAGGUAGGUUAGGUUACCUUAGUGCUGUGCCAUCUUGUCCUUCUGGUCCAAGCCUGACACCGUAUGUAUUUCUAUCUCAUUUCCUCCUGCAGGAAUCUGUCCUAUAACAACCUGAGUCGUCUGGACGAGGGCAGUCUGGCGGUGCUGGGGGACCUCCACACUCUCCGUCUGGGACACAACUCCAUCAGCCACAUCACUGAGGGGGCCUUCAGAGGCCUCAAGGCCGUGCGCCUCCUGUAAGUCCUCCUGAACACACACAACUAUGGUUCCAUACUGUAGACUCAUCCUAAGUGACUAAUUGAAAGGCCCAAUGCAGACGUUUUUAUAUUUCUGGGUAACAAUUAAGUACCUUACUGUAAUAGAUUGCCAUUAAAAUUGUCAAAAAUUUGCUUUUUAGCAACAACAAAAAAUAUAUCUCAAGCAAGACUUUAGCUAAGACUGUCUGGGAGUGGUCUGAGUGGGGAGGGGAAAACUGAAACAUAGCUAUUGUUGGCAGAGAGGUUUGGAACUCUCUUUGUCUAUUAACCAAUUUACCAUGGAAAGCCUAAACUCCCGCCCAUGCAAACCUGCUGAUUAGAAGUCCUUGUGUAGAUUUGUAUUUUCAACCAGCAACUAUCAGGAAAUAACACUGAUCAAAUGUUUUCACACUUUUACAGUUCUAGUUUCAUCAGCUGUUGUACAAUAUGAUAUAAAACACAGGAAAAACAGAAUUCAAUACGGCUUUAUUAAGCCCCUCUGGGGCCAUUUAGAAAGUGGAGUUAGCUGUUUGCUUUUCAGACCAUUGCUUUAAAACAGAUCUAGUUUGUAUUCAUGCAUAUUCAUGUGUAUCUGUUUACGAGGUGUGCAUGCGUCACUAUUGUCAUGGUUUCAUUCUGUGAGAACUUUUAUUUUGGUGGGUCUGUUCUCGUCUUCCCUCUCUGUUUGGUCAUUGGUUCCCCUCGAUGUUGGAUGCACAUGUGUUCCCUGUCCUCUGCCUCCCUGGAGAUUCUUUGCCUUUUUAAACGGAGCAGUGAAAAGCAGUACGGGAGACUUCUCUCCCCCCACACCCUUAUGAACACACCUUGAACAGUCAGAAAUAGAGGAAGAGGGAGGCUGGGGGGUGGGUCCUUCUCCUAAUGUCUUUUUGGCCCGGGAUCUUCCCAGAGAGCCAGAGAAAAGAGUAAGACCUUUGCUUUGGAGACAAGGCCUUUCUCACAGGGAGGUGACAAGCCAAGGCGUAUAUAGGCCUUUCUCCGCUGGCACAGGGGGAGCGUUGGGCUGGGGGGAGGGGGUUCAGCUGUGUGAGAGGCCCUCUGUUUGGCUCCCCUCUCUCACCCGCUCUUUCUUUCUUUCUUCCUUUCUUCCUUGGCCUUCUUUUCUUUCUUACUUGUUUGCUUUGUUCCGCUCUCCCGUUUCCUCUCUUUUUGCUUUCUAAUUUUCUUUUUACGUCCUAUUCACUUUAUGCUCACCCCUUUCUUCCUCGCUCUCCUUCCCUCUCUUUCCUCCCUUCUCUCUCUCUCUGAGGCAGGUCUAAUCUAAUCAGUGAAGCGCUGGGUAGGCGCAGGCCCAAGCUGUAAGGGAGCGGAGGCAGGUUUAAUUGAUCAGCACUGCUGGCCGUAGUGGCAUGGGGCUAGAGGCUGCGGUGGGUGUGAAAGCCCAGAGAAGGCCAGACUUUCAGCCGGGGGUUCAGUCCUCAGGGGCCCGCGGCCCCUGGCCCCCGCCACUGCUUACAUUAACAAGGCAACGGCCAUUCACACUCAGCCAGCCAGAAAGAAUAGGAAAUUGGCAGCUGAGUCCGGCCUUGGAGGCAAAGUAACCAAAAGGAACCAAAGGGGGUGAGGGAAGGAUUGAGGGGGUGUGGGUGACCAUCAGACUCACAGGGUUUUCAGAGUUUGAAUGAAUGUAUUUUAACGGCACGGGGAACAAAGCGUGGGAUAGAGCGGCGACUCGUGUCUUUGUUGUGCUGUUGUUUUUGUUUUAAAUGAUUAUUCAAAUGGUUCCUUUGCCCAGAUGACUUAAGCAGUUAAGUGUUUUUUCUGGGCCAAAUAAGUGUUCUAUUUGGUGGGCCAAAUAAGUGUUUUUUUGUGCCUCCUUUUUCUGGGGGUGGGGGGUUCAGGAUGGAAAAAAGUUUUCAGUUUUAAAUUCAAUAUAAAGUAUGUAAAAAAAUUAUAAUGGACCUAUAUAUUUUUUAAAAUAAGAUUAUGCUUGAGAUGCUUGAGUCAAUCAGAUAGCAUAAGUCAAAGCAAAAUGUGUAGAAUUGCAGGAAAUUUGCUUUAAAACUGCAAGAUUUUAUCUCCGCCACAUGGCAAAAUGUGUAGAAUUUAAAAAAGCUAAACGUUUUCACUGCGGACAACAGGAGGUACUCUAGAUCGACGACCACACCGUUGGCAAUGCUCCCGCCACGCCCACCACCUAAGCUGCAUUUUGAUCAAGUAAAAACCCUGAGUUAGAAGUAGUGUGUCAGAAUAGCUAAUUAAUUGUAUUCAACCAGAGGUGGUUGGUGGCACCUUAAUUGGGGAAGAUGGGCUUGUGGUAAUGGCUGGAGCGAAAUCAGUGGAAUGGUAUCAAAUACAUCAACCACAUGGUUUCCAUGUUUGAUGCCAUUAGAAUCAAAUCAAAUCAAAUUGUAUUUGUCACAUGCGCUGAAUACAACAGGUGUAGACCUUACAGUGAAAUGCAUACUUACAAGCCCUUAACCAACAAUGCAGUUUUAAGAAAAAUAAGGGUUAAGUAAAAAAUAGAUAACAACAUAAAAAUAACAAAUAAUUAAAGAGCAGCAGUAAAAUAACAUUAGCAAGGCUACAGUUGCAGUCGGAAGUUUACAUAUAACUUAGCCAAAUACAUUUAAACUCAGUUUUUCACAAUUCCUGACAUUUAAUCCUAGUAUAAAUUCCCUGUCUUAGGUCAGUUAAGAUCACCACUUUAUUUUAAGAAUGUGAAAUGUCAGAAUAAUAGUAGAGAGAAUGAUUUAUUUCAGCUUUUAUUUCUUUCAUCACAUUCUCAGUGGGUCAGAAGUUUGCAUACACUCAAUUAGUAUUUGGUAGCAUUGCCUUUAAAUUGUUUAACUUGGGUCAAACGUUUCGGGUAGCCUUCCACAAGCUUCCCACAAUAAGUUGGGUGAAUUUUGGCCCAUUCCUCCUGACAGAGCUGGUGUAACUGAGUCAGGUUUGUAGGCCUCCUUGCUCGCACACGCUUUUUCAGUUCUGCCCACACAUUUUCUAAAGAAUUGAGGUCAGGGCUUUGUGAUGGCCACUCCAAUACCUUGACUUUGUUGUCCUUAAGCCAUUUUGCCACAACUUUGGAAGUAUGCUUGGGGUCAUUGUCCAUUUGGAAGACCCAUUUGCGACCAAGCUUCAACUUCCUGACUGAUGUCUUGAGAUAUUGCUUCAAUAUAUCCACAUAAUUUUCCUUCCUCAUGAUGCCAUCUAUUUUGUGAAGUGCACCAGUCCCUCCUGCAGCAAAGCACCCCUUCAGCAUGAUGCUGCCACCCCCGUGCUUCACGGUUGGGAUGGUGUUCUUCGGCUUGCAAUUACCCCCUUUUUCCUCUAAACAUAACGAUGGUCAUUAUGGCCAAACAGUUCUAUUUUUGUUUAAUCAGUCCAGAGGACAUUUCUCCAAAAAGUACAAUCUUUGUCCCCAUGUGCUGUUGCAAACCGUAGUCUGGCUUUUUUAUGGCGGUUUUGGAGCAUUGGCUUCUUCCUUGCUGAGCGGCCUUUCAGGUUAUGUCGAUAUAGGACUCGUUUUACUGUGGAUAUAGAUACUUUGUACCUGAUUCCUCCAGCAUCUUCACAAGGUCCUUUGCAGUUGUUCUGGGAUUGAUUUGCACUUUUCGCACCAAGGUACGUUCAUCUCUAGGAGACAGAACGCGUCUCCUUCCUGAGCGGUAUGACGACUGCGUGGUCCCAUGGUGUUUAUUCUUGCGUACUAUUGUUUGUACAGAUGAACGUGGUUCCUUCAGGCGUUUGGAAAUUGCUCCCAAGGAUGAACCAGACUUUUGGUGGUCUACAAUUUUCUUUCUGAGGUCUUGGCUGAUUUCUUUAGAUUUUCCCAUGAUGUCAAGCAAAGAGGCACUGAGUUUGAAGGUAGGCCUUGAAAUACAUCCACAGGUACACCUCCAAUUGACUCAAAUGAUGUCAAUUAGCCUAUCAGAAGCUUCUAAAGCCAUGACAUCAUUUUCUGGAAUUUUCCAAGCUGUUUAAAUGCACAGUCAACUUGGUGUAUGUAAACAUCUGACCCACUGGAAUUGUGAUACAGUGAAUUAUAAGUGAAAUAAUCUGUCUGUAAACAAUUGUAGAUGUCCUAACCGACUUGCCAAAACUAUAGUUUGUUAACAAGAAAUUUGUGGAGUGGUUGAAAAAACGAGUUUUAAUGACUCCAACCUAAGUGUAUGUAAACUUCAGACUUCAACUGUAUAUACAGGGGGUACCGGUACAGAGUCAAUGUGCGGGGUAACAGGUUAGUCAAGGUAAUUAAGGUAAAAUGUACAUGUAGGUAGAGUUAUUAAAGUGACUAUGCAUAGAUAAUAAACAGAGAGUAGCAGCAGCGUAAAAGAGGGGGUGGGGGGGGAACAAUGCAAAUAGUCCGGGUAGCCAUUUGAUUAGCUGUUCAGGAGUCUUAUGGCUUCGGGAUAGAAGCCGUUUGGACCUACACUUGGCGCUCCGGUACCGCUUGCCGUGCUGUAGCAGAGAGAACAGUCUAUGACUAGGGUGGCUGGAGUCUUUGACAAUUUUUAGGGCCUUCCUCAGACACCGCCUGGUAUAGAGGUCCUGGAUGGCAGGGAGCUUGGCCCCAGUGAUGUACUGGGCUGUACGCACUACCCUCUGUAGUGCCUUGCGGUCGGAGGCAGAGCAGUUGCCAUAACAGACAGUGAUGCAACCAGUCAGGAUGCUCUUGAUGGUGCAGCUGUAUAACUUUUUGAGGAUCUGAGGACCCAUGCCAAAUCUUUUCAGUCUCCUGAAGGGGAAUAGGCUUUGUCGUGCCCUCUUCACGACUGUCUUGGUGUGUUUGGAGCAUGAUAGUUUGUUGGUGAUGUGGACACCAAGGAACUUGAAGCUCUCAGCCUGCUCCACUACAGCCCUGUCGAUGAGAAUGUGGGCGUGCUUGGUCCUCUUUUUCCUGUAGUCCACAAUCAUCUCCUUUGUCUUGAUCACGUUAAGGGAGAGGUUGUUAUCCUGGGUGAACAGGGAGUACAGGAGGGGACUGAGCACGCACCCCUGAGGGGCCCCCAUGUUGAGAAUCAGCGUGGCAUAUGUGUUGUUACCUACCCUUACCACCUGGGGGCGGCCCGUCAGGAUGUCCAGGAUCCAGUUGCAGAGGGAGGUGUUUAGUCCCAGGAUCCUUAGCUUAGUGAUGAGCUUUGAGGGCACUAUGGUGUUGAACGCUGAGCUGUAGUCAAUGAAUAGCAUUCUCACAUAGGUGUUCCUUUUGUCCAGGUGGGAAAGGAAAGUGUGGAGUGCAAUAGAGAUUGUAUCAUCUGUGGAUCUGUUGGGGCUGUAUGCAAAUUGGAGUGGGUCUAGGGUUUCUGGAAUAAUGGUGUUGAUAUGAGCCUUUACCAGCCUUUCAAAGCACUUCAUGGCUACAGACGUGAGUGCUAUGGGUCGGUAGUCAUUUAGGCAGGUUACCUUAGUGUUCUUGGGCACAGGGACUAUGGUGGUCUGCUUGAAACAUGUUGGCAUUACAGACUCAGUCAGGGGCAGGUUGAAAAUGUCAGUGAAGACACUUGCCAGUUGGUCAGCGCAUGCUUGGAGUACACGUCCUGGUAAUCCAUCUGGCCCUGCGGCCUUGUGAAUGUUAACCUGUUUAAAGGUCUUACUCACAUCGGCUACGGAGAGCGUGAUCACACAGUCGUCCAGAACACCUGAUGCUCUCGUGCAUGCUUCAGUGUUGCUUGCCUCGAAGCGAGCAUAGAAGUAAUUUAGCUCGUCUGGUAGGCUUGUGUCACUGGGCAGCUCGCAGCCGUGCUUCCCUUUGUAGUCUGUAAUAGUUUGCAAGCCCUGCCACAUCAGACGAGCGUCGGAGCCGGUGUAGUACGAUUUCAAUCUUAGUCCUGUAUUGACGCUUUGCCUGUUUGAUGGUUCGUUGGAGGGCAUAGCGGGAUUUCUUAUAAGCGUCGGGGUUAGUGUCCCAAGCCUUGAAAGCGGCAGCUCUACCCUUUAGCUCAGUGCGGAUGUUGCCUGUAAUCCAUGACUUCUGGUUGGGGUAUGUACAUAUGGUCACUGUGGGGAUGACGUCAUCGAUGCACUUAUUGAUGAAGCCAGUGACUGAUGUGGUGUACUCCUCAAUGCCAUCGGAAGAAUCCCAGAACAUAUUCCAGUCUGUGAUAGAAAAACAGUCCUGUAGCUUAGCAUCUGCAUCAUCUGACCACUUCUUUAUUGACCGAGUCACUGGUGCUUCCUGCUUUAGUUUUUGCUUGUAAGCAGGAGUCAGGAGGAUGGAGUUAUGGUCAGAUUUGCCAAAUGGAGGGCGAGGGAGAGCUUUGUACGAGUCUCUGUGUGUGGAGUGAAGGUGGUCUAGAGUUUUUUUAUUUUAUUAAAUGUUUUUCUCUGGUUGCACAUUUAACAUGCUGGUAGAAAUUAGGUAAAACGGAUUUAAGUUUCUCUGCAUUAAAGUCCCUAGCCACUAGGAGCGCUGCCUCUGGAUGAGCGUUUUCCUGUUUGCUUAUGGCCUUAUACAGCUCAUUGAGUGCGGUCUUAGUGCCAGUAUCGGUUUGUGGUGGUAAAUAGUUUUCAUCUAUAUAUUUCAUAGCUGUCUAUCUUGGUAAAUAGUAUGGUCUACAGCUUAUCAUGAGAUACUCUACCUCAGGCGAGCAAAACCUUGAGACUUCCUUAAUAUUAGAUUUCGUGCAGCAGUCGUUGUUUACAGAUAUACACAGACCGCCACCCCUUGUCUUACCUGGAGGCAGCUGUUCUAUCUUGCCGAUGCAGUGUAUAUCCCGCCAGCUGUAUGUUAUCCAUGUCGUCAUUCAGCCACGACUCGGUGAAACAUAAGAUAUUACAGUUUUUAAUGUCCCGUUGGUAGGAUAUCCGUGAUCGUAGUUAGUCUAAUUUGUUUUCCAAUGAUUCCCCACUCGCUGUCGGAUCCUUACAAGGCACCCCUACCUACGUCCCCGGUAUCGCCGUCUCUUUCUCAUGCGAAUGACAGGGAUUUGGGCCUUGUCGGGUGUCUGAAGAAAAUCCUUAGUGUCCGACUCGUUAAAGAAAAAAUCUUCGUCCAGUACGAGGUGAGUAAUCGCUGUCCUGAUAUCCAGAAGCUCUUUUCGGUCAUAAGAGACGGUGGCAGAAACUUUAUGUACAAAAUAAGUUACAAAUAACGCGAAAAAACUCACACAAUAGCACAAUUGGUUAGGAGCCCGUAAAACAUCAGCCAUCUCCUCCGGUGCCAUGUUUCUAAUCGCCGUUCCUGCCAUUAUUGUGAACCGUCCUCCCCUCAGCAGUCUCCACUGCAUUCAAAAUGCGUUUAGAAAUUUCCCGGCAGACUCAAAGUGAAAGACGUUAUUUUAUUGACUCUCAUUCUGGCUUGAUAUGGAUAAGGUCUUUCUUCACUCAUUAGGCUCUGAGUCUGUGCUGGGACUGACAUACCUGCCACCACACUGCCGGACCUGAAUCCAAAGGCAUUGUGUGCCCGCCAAUCCCUCCAUGCUGUCAUGAAUUAUACAUGUGUGCCUGUGUUGGGUUGUGUACCUUACCCAUUCCUCCUCACAAAGGAAAGAAUGUGCUUGGCUGGCAGAGCAGAUCAGCAGAGAGGCUUGCUCUUUAGACCAGGUGCAGGGGGGUUAGAGGGGUAACCAGUGACUUCCAGCCCCAUCUCUGCCAAGGCUACACAGUGCUCCAACUGGCAGGCCUGUUCUGCUCUCCUCCUCCUCCCUCUCCUCCUCCUCUUAUCCCUUCUUUUCUCUCUCUCUCCACAGGGAGCUGGACCAUAACGACAUCUCAGGCACAAUAGAGGACACCAAUGGGGCCUUCUCUGGACUGGACAGCCUCAACAAGCUGUGAGUAUCCACCCCCCCCUUUCCUCCAUCCCCCUCUCCCCAGAACCGGCCCCUUUAAGCUGGCUGCCCUGCCACUGGUUGGUGAUUGUCUGCAGAUCUGUGAACAGCUCCUUCAGUCCAGCGUGAAGGGUUUUCCACUGCAAUCAAAUAGUUUCCUCUGAGGCCUGUCGCCUGCCUAUAGUCUAUAUCUAGUUCUCCCAGACCUGGCUUCAGACAGGACCAGCUCCAUCUCUCCCUUCCCUCUGGGCCCCACACGUAAUUUGGAAGUGUAACACUGAGAGAUGACUAAGUGCUGCUCUGAGUUUUAUUAGGGUUUUUCAUGAAGCAUGCAGGUUCAUAUUUUAACGGCAACUGGCUUUAAACUUGAAACAAGCCUGAAUCUGGUUUUCAUUUGGUUUACCAGACUCUCAACUGCAAUUGUGUCCAAGUUCAGAUUGUCUGUUGGUGGGAAUUGAACUGCCUUGACGGUUAAACGAUGUCAAUGUGUUGUGAUCUCUCGUAUAACCAUUAAACCAUACCACAAUGAACAUACUGGGGCCUAAACAAUCCUGGGAUAAAAGAUGGUGUCCAACCAAGGCUGUUCCCUGUGUGAGUGCUAUCCUAUUGAAAGGGCUUUUCUAUUCACCUGCAGGAGAUGAGCCUCAGCAGCUCUGUCUCUCUAGCCCUGCUCCUCUCUCUCUGCUCCACGGCCAUGCCUUCCUGCCUGUUGUUAGGGACUGAAAGAGGGUGAAAUUGGCCCAGCGCUGGCACAAUCCUUCCAUCCCGCCGGAAAACAACACUCCCCAACCCUGGGAAAAACAGAGAGAGAGGGGGAGGGACAUUAAAGUGUCCUCCACACGCUUUGGGUCCCUCCAAAUCGGAUUGUGAUGGGAGAAUGGUCUGGGUGAACUUGUGCACUCACAAGUGGUCACAAAAAAACCAAUUUCCCCAUUGCUGUUUGAGGUGGAAAAAUAAAUUAAUAUAUUGAGUGAAGAAAUGUUAGUUAGAUCAUUAUAGCAUUGUAUACAUUUUUUCCAAAAUGUGAUUACUCUAUGAAGACAAUGUGAUUGGAAUGAAAGGCAAUGUAGACUGCUAGAUGUGCAAUGUGAUGGUGGAAAUAAGAAUGAUUUAGAAAUAUUUAUUUAAAUAUGCUAAAUACGUUGGAUGGAAGUGCAGUAACUUCCAGAGAGUAAUGGUUCUCUGUGAUGAAGCCUGCUGUGCAGCCCGUCUCCCCCUGUAGAGUCUAGAAACAUAGGGCUCUGGCUGAUCUGGGGUCAGUAGUGAGUGACAUCUCUGCCAGGAGCUGACAGGUCCUCUCCAUGACCAGUCAUCUGCCCCGGGCCCCCUAAACACAGAGGCUUUCUUACAGAACGCCUGUGAUCAAUACCUCUUAUCAACAUGCGUCUUAGUGUUAGCUUAUCUCCCCCAAAUGUAAUGAUAACCAAGCAGACGCCCAAUGGUUUUUGAAACAUGGUUUGUAUUUACAUUUUACUGUGUAGAUUUUCAGUGGAUCGAUAUAGAAGGGGAGAGAGUAGAGUGGAGGAGGCGUGACAGGAUUGAAAUGUUCCGAUGCAGGGGUCUUAACUCUAAACCAGCCGACUGUGUCCAUCCGCUCCUCCUGGGAAGGAAGGCAGAGAGAGAUGAGAGGAAGGAUGAAGGGACGGACAGAAGGGGAGGAGAAGGAGGGAGGGUAGAGGGGUGUCUUUUGAAGAGCGGCUGGGAUUAGACCCCCAGAGCUGCUUGUUCCUUACUUGAACCCGGCCUUGACAAGGCUACUUUUAUUACUCUACAAGCUGUGUUGUCCCUCAGUGAGACAACCUGCUUUUCAUGUGGCCCCCUGGCUCUCAGCCCCACCCUGUCAUCGCUAUUAAAUUCUAAUAAAGAUAAAAGUGGUCUUUGAAGAGCAGGCCGGGAGAGGGCGGGCCCUGAGUCCCUCACCCUCCUAAUCUCCACACAGUUCGUAUUUCCAAUACCUCAAUCCUCUGGUCUUAUCAGAUUCAACCCCUCUAACUGUGCAUUCUCCUCCUUCCCCUUCCUCCUCUCUCUCUAUAUGUUUUUUUGUCCAUUCCCUCCUCGCUCACUCUUUCACGCUCUUUCUUUCUUUCUUUUUCACGCUCUUUCUUUCUUUCUUUUUCACGCUCUUUCUUUCUUUCUCUCUCUCUCUCUCUCUCUCUCUCCUCUCUCUCUCUCUCCUCUCCUCUCUCUCUUCUCUCUCUCUCUCUCUCUCUCUCUCUCUCUCUCUCUCUCUCGCUCUCUCUCUCUCUCUCUUCUCGUCUCUCUUCUCUCUCUCUCUCUCUCUCUCUCUCUCUCUCUCUCUCUCUCUCUCUCUCUCUCUCUCUCUCUCUCUCUCUCUCUCUCUCUCUCUCUCUCUCUCUCUCUCUCUCUCACGUUUAUCGGCGCCCUUCAUGUGUGGAAAUUGCAGAACUCUGUUUGGAAACAAGAUCAAGUCGGUGGCCAAGAAAGCCUUCUUAGGCCUGGAGGCCCUGGAGCACCUGUGAGUAUCCCACAAUGCACUGCGCGCCCCCAAGAGUGGCUGCCAAAAGUAGCUGCCUGAGAGGGCUGCUAGAAAUUAAAUAGUGUCUUUGUUAAAGGAGAAGACGGGCAGUUUGUGGGGCAAGCUGCUUCCCUCUCGUUAGAGGCAGCUUUAACUUUGGUCUUUUUUCCCUGGUGCAAGGGAACAAAGUUAUUGAGCAUAUGGUCAGUUUGGUACAAGAAAUUGAAUUUAUAAGUUCUUUCACAGACUCUGACCGUUAAGAAAAAAAAGUGAUUAAAAAGCUGGAGAGUAUCAUUGGUCUUACACGCCUGAAUCUAAAGUAAGCCCUUGCUGGCCGUGACACCGCUGUGUGUGUGUGUGUGUGUGCAUGCGCAUGCGUGUGCGUUCCCGUGUCCCCUUUAUGUCAGUGCUGACGGGCGGCCCUCUGUUUAAUGUCUCAACAGGAAUCUGGGAGAGAACGCCAUCCGCUCUAUUCAGCCAGAGGCCUUCAGCAAGAUGAGGAGCCUCAGGAACCUGUGAGUCUGCAAUGAUGAACACACACAUAUAUAUAUAUAUAUAUAUAUAUAUCUAUACACACACACACGAUACACACACACCUCACACUUAGUCUUUGGAAAAUGUGAUUUUCUUCACAAUGAUAUGAUAUGGCUACACCAUACUGCUGCAGUUCAGAUCAAAGUAAGUCUUUAAAGGAGAAUGACAAACUCUUCAGUCCUCUCCCCGCCCCGCCCCGCCCCUCCUCUCCUCUCCCCGCCCCUCCUCUCCUCUCCCCACCCUGCCUCUCUCCUCCUCUCCCCUCUUCUCCUCUCCCCUCUCCCAGGCUCAUCCAGAGUGCCAGUUUCCUGUGUGACUGUCAGCUCCACUGGUUCCCUGAGUGGCUGUUGACCCGGAGGCUACAGACAGGCGUAGAGGCUACCUGUGCACAUCCCGAAACCCUGAAGGGUACCAGCAUCUUCCAGGCUCCGCCAGAAAGCUUUGUCUGUGGUGAGUAAUGUGUGUGUGUGUGUUAGGGCAGUAUGCUUGCUUUCUGUCAGACCGCGCAGGCAGCAGCUAAGACCAGAUGGUGUUUUAAAUUCCAGCUCGGGGUUGUUUACAGUAUAUGUGUUUAUUUGUUUAUGUGUGUGUGAGAUUUUGUUCAAAUGUUUUGAUUUAGGUUCAGUGAUGUGCUAAUCCUUCCUUGUUUGUUUGUGUGUAUGCAUAGUAUACAUAUCUUCUGUCACUGAGAGAAAACAUUUGGUUACAAAGAAUAAUGCUUAUGGAAGUUUGUCGUCUCUCCGUCUCUCUCCUCUCACCGCCUCUCUCCUGUAGACGACCUGCCUAAGCCCCAGAUUACGGUGCAGCCAGAGACCACAGUGACGGUUCUGGGUAGUGACAUGCGCCUCACGUGCACGGCGGCCAGCAGCAGCAGCUCACCUAUGACCUUCGCCUGGCGCAAAGACCAGGAGCUGCUCCGCCAUGCAGAGGUGGAGAACUUCGCCCACAUGCGCGCUCACCACGGGGGGGUGCAUGAGGCCAGGGGGGUGAUGGAAUACACCACCAUUUUGCACCUGCGUCAUGUGACCUUUGCCCACGAGGGCCGAUACCAGUGCAUCAUCACCAACCACUUUGGCUCCUCCUACUCUACCAAGGCCCGCCUCACUGUCAACGGUACGCCACCAGGCCCUGAAGGGUUAACUGUCUCCCAGUAUGACUGGUUUAUAUAGAUAGAAAUUGGGAAUGUUUGUGUGCAUGCGUGCGGUGGGAUCAUUUUCUCACUGUAAUAUGCUGAUUUAGUAGAUAUUUUGCCUAGUUAAACUCAAUAAGUGAGUUAUUCUAGUGGUAAGAGAUUAGUGGUAAUUCUUAGCUUGAACAUAGUAUCUCUCUUUGUCUCUCUGCAUCGCCCUGUGUGUGAGUCUCUCUGGGUGGAAUUUGGAACAAAUUGAUUUAGGCGUGUCGUGGAGCUGACAGUGGCCAUCUAUUACACGCCCUGUCAGUUUGGCCAACAGAUGCUGAGUGAUUGUCUGCCCUGCCCACCCAAAUCAAACCCUCUCCCUAAUCCAGUCCAACAGUGAGGGGGGGUUGUAAAACAGAGACUCUUGUGUUAACCUCUGUACUUCUCUGUUGUGGCUAACCCAGUGUCUCAUAUCUUCCUUUCCCACAGUCUUGCCUACGUUUGUGAAAACCCCUCAAGACAACACCAUCCGUACAGGCACCACUGCCAAGCUAGAGUGUGCUGCGGAGGGGCACCCCACCCCCCAGAUUGCCUGGCAGAAGGACGGGGGCACGGACUUCCCGGCGGCGCGCGAGCGGCGGAUGCACGUGAUGCCGGACGAUGACGUGUUCUUCAUCAUGGGCGUCAAGCCGGAGGACAUGGGCGUGUACAGCUGCACCGCCAAAAACACAGCGGGCGCCGUGUCUGCCAACGCCACCCUCACCGUGCUGGGUAAGACUGAAUGCUGGUCACUAGGGCUGGGAAAUGCCAGGGACCUCACAAUACGAUAUUAUCACCAUACUUAGGUGCUGAUGCGAUAUGUAUUGCGAUUCUCACCAUUCUAUAUGUAUUGCAAUUCGAUACUGCGAUUUUAUUGCGAUUGGAUGUUCCAAACAUAUUGCUCUCUGCUGCAGAGAGACGAGAGUGCAUGAGAACUAGUUUUGAUCAGUCAUGGAAAUAAAAGUGUUGAAAACAUGUUGGCUCACUAUUUAAAAAGAAGAUGGAGAACAAGCCGACUAAUGCUACCUAGCAAGAAAAAAAACAAUACUUUGAGUCAAAGUAUCUAUAUAAUAUUGGCCAAAUUAAUAUUGCGAUAUGUAUCUGUAUAGAUUUUUUUCCCCCAUCACUACUGGCCAUGCCCCACACCUACUGACAACCUCUAGUAGAGGAGGCUGGUGGGAGGAGCUAUAGCAGGACUCAAAUGUAUGACUCAAAUGUAAAUGUAUAGGAGGAUGGGCUCAUUGUAAUGGCUGGAAUGGAAUAAAUGGAACAGUAUCAAACAUAUGGAUACCACAUGUUCGACUCCGUUCCAAAUAUUCCAUUACAAUGAGCCCAUCCGCUUAUACGUUUACAUUUUAGUCAUUUAGCAGACGCUCUUAUCCAGAGCGACUUACAGUUGGUGCAUUCACCUUAAUAUAAUAAUAUAAUAAUAAUAUAAUAUGCCAUUUAGCAGACGCUUUUAUCCAAAGCGACUUACAGUCAUGCGUGCAUACAUUUUUUGUGUAUGGGUGGUCCCGGGGAUCGAACCCACUACCUUGGCGUUACAGCCGUGCUCUACCAGCUGAGCUACAGAGGACCACAAGAUGGCUAGGUGGGACAACCACAUAUCACAGUCAUAGUAAGUACAAAGUCAAAGCUAGUAAGGGGGGAAAAAAGUCAAGCGCGAGUGUUGGUUCACAAUUAUUAUUAUUUCUAGAGCGCCUCCCACCAGCCUCCCCCCCUGUACAUACCAUCACAUUCAUCUGGCCAGUUAGCAUUCCUCCAUGCUUCCUACAUAAUGCUUCAGUGCAGGACACCAAACUAACACAUAGCCCUCAAUGUUUGAGGAUUCAUGGCUUGACUUCAGAUGACCAUAAUAUAGAUACUAAAAAUGAACAGUUAGUAAACCGCUCUAAAGCCAGUUGUGAACUGUUGAGCCUUGGUCCUAGAAUGAAAUGCUUCUGGCAGCUGUGGCCUUCCUCUAAGUCAGAGGUCAGGGUAGGGGUCAGAUGGGGGAGGGCGGGAUAGGGGAACUUCACAGAGGGGUUUUUGUUAACCGUUCUCACCCCUCUCCUCUCAGGGUGGGAGGGAGAGCUGUGACCUCUGGGACCGCAGGCCUCCAUUCUCCUAGAGGGGCUUUUAUUGGACGUGUAAGGGCUUGGGCUACAGUUGAUAUGUGAAUUUGAUGAGAUCACAUAAUGUCAAGUACUGUGGAUGUGUAAGGGCUUGGUCUAUUCUACCUAAUGUAGUGCUUUUAGUCCAGAACAACUCCUCCCAGGGACACGAGGUAGCAACAGCCCUCAGGAGUGGCUUUGUAAUGUUUAGUCAUGAAUGAGGAAAGAAAGCUCAGAGCUGAGGCCCAGUCUGAAGAGGUAGAGUAGACAGAGUGAGAUCAUGGUGUUCUACAUCACUCUGUGUUGAACAAAGCAUAAUGGACCAUCACCAGUAGUCAUUGUGUAGUUUCACAUGAAAUGUUGGGAUUGACCAGUCUGCUCUGGUGGGAUGACUACACUGACCUGUGACCCUUCCCGUCUACAGAGACGCCCCAACUGGCCCAGGAGCUGGAGGACCGUAGUGUGGUGGUGGGGGAGACUGUAGUCCUGCAGUGUAAGGCCCUAGGCAGCCCCCUACCUAAAAUCACCUGGCUGAGGAACGACCAGCCAUUCCGCCCCUCCGACCGACACCACUUCACCCCCGGCAACCAGCUGCUGGUCAUCGGCAGCGCCGCCUUAGAGGACGCUGGGAGGUACACGUGCGUCAUGUCCAACAGGCUGGGCACAGAGCGCGCCCACAGCCAGCUGAGUGUCCGCCAGCGCCACACUGCCUGUGCUGCGCCGCCCGGCCCCAGCACCGUCACAGUGGGCAUCAUUGUCAUCGCCGUGGUGACUAGCAUCGUGGUGACCUCGCUGGUGUGGGUGUGCAUCAUCUACCAGACGCGCAAGAAGAGUGAGGAGUGCAGCGUCACCAACACGGGUGAGAGGGCGUUCAUGCAGUUCUACUAAUCACAGGGAUUGGCUGUUCACCGCAAUGUUGGCCGUAGUUUGUGCUGGUGCUGAUGGUUUCCCUCCCCUCCCAGAUGAGACCAACGUGCUCCCGGACGUCCCCAGCUACCUGUCCUCCCAGGGGACCCUCUCGGAGCGCCAGGACGUGUGUAUCCGUGUGGAGGCAGGUGGUGGACCUCAGCCCAACAGACACAUAGACAACACAGGUACAGUCUUCAGUUUGGUUUCUAUAUGAACCUCCAAUACUCACCAAUGACUGAACUGCUGUACCGCUCAAGGAUGUUAUUUUGUAUCUAACAUCACUAAAUGUUUGCUUUACGUCUCCUCUAAAUUCAUGAAAUUGUGGAAAAGGGUAGGUGUCUUUAAGAAAUGUUAUGUUCUCUCUGUCUUUGUGCUGGUGUAGGUUACAAUGAGGCUGUAGUGUGUUCGGAGUGUAUGGAGAAUGGGAACAGCUACUUCAAGUCAGACUCCGAUUACCUCCCCCAGGGGAUGGGACCUGUAGGCCUGGAGUACAAACAACAUCCCCAACCCCACCACAUGGACUACAGCGUACCUGUACCCUUAGUGAUGGACACGGGACCCUACACCGCCUCCAAUGGAGUCAAAAGGGACGCCCAGCCACCUGCGUUUCCCAGCAACCACAACGUAUUGUCAUCACAGAGAAACCACAAUGACAGAAAAGGUAGAGUGAUCUUCCUAUUCCACACUGUUGAGGACAGGAUGGGGAAUGGUAAAAAAUCUGUUGUGGAUGGAGCCCUUAGCUGUGUAGAUCACCCUGCCAUGACAAAUUACAGUGAAGGGAAUUUGAUGAAAAGCAGCAUUGACUCACAGGGGAACAGGUCGGGUCUUGUCCUGGGAUGCUGUACCUUUUGGCAAGGAACAGUCUGAGAGGAAUUUGGGUCAGAAUGCCGAUCCUUCUUCAUAAUGUCAACGUAGCAAUAUGGAUGCAAUCCAUAGCCCAUAGCCUUGAGCUCUGUACAGAUAGAGGUCUUGAUUAGUUUGUGUUCUAUAACUGGAUGUGGCGUUCUCUUCUCUCUCUGUUCCCUCCCAGGUUCCUCAGUGAACAGGACGGGACAGACAACGUUAGUGUGCUCCCUAUCCCAAGAGGAGGCCUUCCACAAGCCGGUGAAACUCGGCCCCGUAACAAGCCAAUACACACUGGACACAGACUGUGAGCCAGAGCUCAGACAGACUCUACUCUCUAAUAGAGCCUCCCAGAGUCACACACCUCCCUCAGGAGAGCCAGUGACUAGCAGGCUCUCCCCGCCCUGA
Molecule: messenger RNA, 26202 nt
Organism: Coregonus sp. 'balchen'
Lineage: Eukaryota; Metazoa; Chordata; Actinopteri; Salmoniformes; Salmonidae
Source: the annotation of a GenBank genome assembly